This is a messenger RNA of Bufo bufo (common toad), 1439 nucleotides long. It is a transcript of the gene STARD10, whose product is annotated as StAR related lipid transfer domain containing 10. Gene Ontology annotation, molecular function: lipid binding. The transcript is spliced from 6 exons. NCBI's taxonomy places the organism in Eukaryota, Metazoa, Chordata, Amphibia, Anura, Bufonidae. Bases 177 to 986 code for a protein of 269 amino acids. The record is from RefSeq and is a predicted model, not a curated record.
GGAGGGGGCACUCCGUGUAGAUAGAGAUACAGGCAUACUCCGCUGUCUCUCCGGGUAUCUGCAGGUCCUGCUGCACCUGCUGCUCCAGAAGAACCGGAUCCUCUGCCCCAGAGCGGUCGCCAUAUGGACGCGCAGCCCGAGCAGAGCCCCAGACCCGCGAGCACCCAGUGAGCGCCAUGUCCAGGGACAGCGUGCAGAUCCCCGACGACCGCGACUUCCAGAACUUCAGGACGGACUGUCUCUCGGAGGCGGGAUGGAGCCUGACCUACAACAAGUCCGGGGUCACCGUGUGGGUGCAGAUCCUGGAGGAGGAGAGGGCGCUGCACAAGAUCAAGUGCCGGAUGGAAUGUAAAGAUGUGUCCGCUGAGGUUCUCUAUGACGUUCUACACGAUGUGGAAUAUAGGAAGAAAUGGGACUCCAAUGUCAUUGAGACCUUUGAUAUCGGGAGACUGACCGUCAAUGCCGAUAUUGGGUAUUACUCAUGGAAGUGUCCGAAACCAUUAAAGAACCGAGAUGUCAUCACUCUGCGCUCCUGGCUGCCAAUGGGGAAGGAUUACAUCAUCAUGAACUACUCUGUGAAACAUGCGAAAUACCCCCCGAAAAAGGACCUGGUGAGAGCAGUGUCCAUCCAGACAGGCUACCUCAUCCAGGGAGGGGGCCCCAGCAACUGUACCCUCAUCUACCUUGCCCAGGUGGACCCCAGAGGGUCUUUGCCGAAGUGGGUGGUGAACAAGUCCUCACAGUUCCUGGCACCAAAAGCCAUGAAGAAGAUGUAUAAGGCUUGCCUGAAGUAUCCGGACUGGAAGAAGAAGCACAACCCCCAACAUAAGCCCUGGCUGUACCCCGAGCAGAGCGUCCUCCCGACCAUCAGCUUGUCGGAGGUGUCCGUCCUGCACGCCGACUCCCUGGAGAACAUAGACGAGAGCUGUGUGGCAGAGACCAAGGAUGACCGGGGGGAGGGCAGCGACGAGGACAGCGUCAACUGACCCUGCGGACCCUCCACCAGACUCUUAUGCCAUGAUGGGGCCCCUCAGGUCCCCAGCUCUUCGGAUGUGGAGUCGGUGAAGAGGGACCAAGUGGGGGAGGGGGAAUAGGUUUUAAAGGGGAAGAAUUGAUUUUUAUACCAAACCCAAUGGUGCCGGGUUCUGCUAGAAUCAUGUGUGUCAGUGACUAGGAUGACGAGGCUUCGGAUCUGGUCACAUGCUCAUCGCCAUGACAACUCUACAAGUGCGGGCUCACCCUGUCACACUGUAACGAACCUUCAGAAGCGGGCUCUGUCCACAUUUGUUUUUAGGGAAUUUAAUGUUUCAGUCGUCUCUUUUGUGAUUGUGAGUGUACGGCGUCGGCGGCGGCAUGACGGGCAGGCAUCGGGUGGAGGUGGCAGUGCCCUCUGACACAUCUGCUUACCAUAGAAAUAUUAAACAUUUAUUCUUAUUUAA